Molecule: messenger RNA, 1338 nt
Organism: Parastagonospora nodorum SN15
Lineage: Eukaryota; Fungi; Ascomycota; Dothideomycetes; Pleosporales; Phaeosphaeriaceae
Exons: 3
Coding region: 1-1338 (445 amino acids)
Molecular function (GO): monooxygenase activity; heme binding; iron ion binding
Source: RefSeq, a predicted model, not a curated record
AUGUACACCAUCCUCCUACUAUGCAGCUUCCUCACAUCCUUCAUUCUUUACACUCGCUACAAACGGCGUCCACCACCAGGAACACACCAUGCACCUGGCCCGGCAGGUCUUCCUGUCCUCGGAAACGCUCACCAACUUGGUCUUCAACCACACCAGCAAAUCACAGCCUGGGCCCGCGAAUAUGGCGAGCUGUACAAGAUCAGGCUGGGCUGGAAUGAUUGGUACAUGAUCUGUUCGCCCGAAGCAUGCAAAGAGAUCCUCGACAAGCAGUCCGCGCACACGAGUUCUCGAACGCCUCAGCCUGUGGCGGGCGAUACUUUGGCUGGGGGCAUGAGGUUUUUGUUCAUGCCGUAUGGACCCGAGUGGAGGAAGUUGAGGGGCAUCAGCCAUAAGCUUUUGACGCCGAAUGUUAGUGCGACGUUCAAGCCGAGUCAGGAUUACGAGGCGAAGAUGCUGCUGGAGGAGAUCUUGAAGGGGAGGGAUGAGGAGAGGGGGAAUGAGGUUGGUCUGAUGAACGACUUCUCCCUCGUGGCAAAGCCAGGUGCAUAUCUUGCAGAUGCCCUGCCAUUCUUCGGCAAACUUCCACCAAGCCUUCAAUGGUGGCGUAAAGGUCUCAAGCCACUCUUCGACAAGCAGGCGAAUCUCUGGAUGUCCUUCUGGAACGUCGCUCAAGACGCAAAUGGAGACCAAUUCAUCGAAACCGACUAUGAGAAGCAGGGCAUCAGCGAGCUUCAGGCUGCGUUCCUCGCAGGCAGUAUGAUUGAAGCCGGAAGCGAGACCACCUCUGCUGCUCUCAACACGGCGAUUCUGUACCUCAGCGCCAACCCCGAAGCGCGACGAAAAGCUCAGGCCGAGCUAGACAAAGUCGUCGGAUCAUCUCGCUCUCCAUCCUUUGACGACGAGCAAGAUCUGCCAUACAUCCGCGCCAUUGUCAAAGAGACACUUCGCAUGCGACCCGUCACCAGCAUCGGUACACCGCACUACUCCACCGCACCUGUAAUCUACAAGAACACUUACAUCCCCGCCAACUCGGUUGUGUGCCUGCAGCAAUACCCCAUUCACUACGAUCCUAACGUCUUUCCCGAACCAGAUUGCUUCAACCCCGAUCGGUACCUGACCUAUCCCCUGGGCUCAGGACACUACGCCGGCGGACCCGCAUCAGCACGUGAUCACUGGGCAUUUGGUGCUGGGCGGCGAAUCUGCUCUGGCGUGCAUCUCGCUGAGAACAGCAUGUUCAUAGUGUUGGCGAAGUUACUGUGGGCGUUUGACAUAUUGCCGCCACUGGACGAAGCGGGGCGAGAAGUGAGGGUGGACACGAGUGAUGCGGCCUUUGACUAA